AUAAAAAUAACAAUUAAAAAGAAAAACAAUACAUCAAGUUAUAUUUAGUAGUUCUAGAAAUAUUUCUUAGGUUUCUCUCUCCCUUGAAAAAGAGAAAUGGGUGAUAAUCCCACAGGCAAUGCCUUGGGUUUGCUACGUAUCAAAAUCAAAAGAGGCGUGAAUCUUGCUAUUCGUGAUGUUAAUAGUAGCGAUCCUUAUGUCAUCCUUCGUCUUGCCAACCAGAAACUAAAGACGCGCAUUAUUAAGAAGUCCCUUAAUCCCGAAUGGAAUGAGGAUCUGACCCUUUGUGUUGCGGAUCCUAAUGAGCCUAUUAAAUUGUAUGUGUACGACCAUGACACAUUCUCUCUUGAUGACAAAAUGGGAGAUGCGGAGUUUGAUAUAAGACCAUUCUUAGAAGCAGUAAAGAUGAACGAGGAAGGCCUUCCAAAUGGAACAAUUAUCAUGAAAGUAAGACCCGAGAGGCAAAAUUGUAUCGCGGAGGACAGCUGCAUAGUUUGGAACGAUGGAAAGCUUAUUCAAAACAUGUUCCUCCGGCUUCGCAAUGUCGAGUGUGGUGAAAUCGAGCUGCAAUUACAAUGGAUAGAUCUUCCUGCUUCCAAAUUGGGUGCUUAAUAUUGUGUCACAUCCAUAAGAGUGUAGGAAACUAGCUAGAGCUUUAAAUUACUAAUUUUCUAUAUUAUUAUUGGAGAAUAAAUUUUGAUAUUAGUUUUUAUAAAUUGUAUGUU
Molecule: messenger RNA, 725 nt
Organism: Amaranthus tricolor (Joseph's coat)
Lineage: Eukaryota; Viridiplantae; Streptophyta; Magnoliopsida; Caryophyllales; Amaranthaceae
Product: protein C2-DOMAIN ABA-RELATED 1-like
Exons: 3
Coding region: 97-612 (171 amino acids)
Source: RefSeq, a predicted model, not a curated record